AUGGCUACUACGCUGACAACUGCCACCAAGGUCGCGGUCUCCAACGGGACAGACCAUCACCCAGUACAAUUGCCCCCUUACUCGCCGCCCCACGACCAAGGCAAGCCUCAGUUGCCCGAAAAGACUAAAGGCAAGUCUGGAAGGCAAGCUCAGGCAGUGGGAGAUUUUGAAUGGGGCCCAUGGACUAUACAAGAUGUUCUCAUACCACCUAACGCCGGUCGCGGCAUGGUGAAGAAGUAUCACCAGCGCCGAACACUAUAUCAGUAUACAGCAAUGUCGAUUUUCGGCCUGUGGAUAUUCAACAAUGUCUCGAAUCCCGCCUACCGAGCCGCUGCGUUAUGUCUACUGUUCCCCGGAGCAGGCUUCACUGCCAUCCCGUCGCUAAUAUCCUACGCGGCUUUUCUCGUCACCGUAAUCCUAAUACCGGUGUCGCUUGCCGUAUGGUUCAUGAUGGGUGGCAUAGUCUUUCCAUUUGCGUUGUGGUUCGGCUCUGCCGCUGCUGCAGGAUACCUUGCUGCCGAUCAACGAAUCCUGGACAAAGCUGGGCCGGUCUGGGUCGUGCUUUGCUUUGCAAGCCUGGCAUGGGUCAUGAACUAUGCAAGUCGCCUCAAUGCGGCCGGCUUCACCAAGGCACAGGAGCGAAAUAAGUAUCUGAUCUCGGCCGUGGCGGAGCAGAUGGCAGAUGCGGUGCCCGCGCCGGUCCCCGGAUCGCGUGAGGUGGAUCUUGAGACAUUGCGCCAUGUCCAGUGGACUCUCGAGCGAGGUCUUUCUGCUAAGGAUGACUUCAGCUACCAUGACAUCAUUGAGCAGUUUCAACCGUCUGCUAUUCGAUACCAGCUGAAUAGUGUUGUGGAUGCGCUUUCCAUCUACCAGUGCCACUACACCCCUGGAUUCCAUGGGUAUCUGUCAAAGGCAUCACAAAAUUGCAUUGAGAAGGGCCUCCAGAAGAGAGUUAUGAAGUACUGGAAGUGGGAGUCUAUUUUUGGCAAACUUAAGUUCAGCGACUGGGAUCCGAUUAAGAAGGAUAACAUCAUGGUCACUGGUUAUCUCGCCAGUGCGAUGGGACUUUACGAGCAAUCGACUGGAGACCGACGUUAUCACAAGAAGAAUUGCCUUGAAUUUGUGAUCGACGACGGCAAACACUACAAAACGGAUUUUGAGGGCCUAGCCGACGCACUGAACACUAAUAUGACAGACAACCCUUACUGUCUUUAUCCCUGUGAACCAAAUUGGACCUAUUCUCUUUGCAACCUUAUCGGAAUGGCUGGUUUGACAAUUUCAGACCGCAUUCUUGGCCGUGACCUUAGUCUGAAAUUGCGGAAUCGCUUCGAGCGAUGUUUGGAGGAGGAAUUCACCGAGUGCGAUGGGCGCAUCCUACCCCUGCGCAGCGAGUUCACUGGCCUGACGAUACCUAACAUAUGUGGCGUUUCAACCGAUUGUAUCAAUACAAUGCUUCUGACGGCCUAUCUUCCACACCUGGCCCAUCGGAAUUGGGCAAUGAUCCGCAAAGAGAACAUUGCCUACAAUGAAGAAAGCGAGCUCCAGGUGCUCAACCUAAAAGGCGCAGACCUGAUGGACCCUUGCAACUAUAAAUCCGGAAAGGGCGCAGUGCGGGUCUUCCUGGCAGGCGCCGCUGGUGAAUUUGGUGAUGAGAAGAUCCGCAAGGAGGCAAUUGACCAGGUUGACACGAAGUUCUACCCGGUGGAGAAGACUCCAAACGGUGCAUUACGCAACGUUGGCCUGUCGGCUUCGCUGCAAUCUAUUCUCUUGAUGGCUCGGCUGAUCCGGCACAGAGACCUGGCGAAUGCUACCCUCCAUGGUCCGGCCGACAACGCACUUCAGGGCCCAAUCCUGGAGGAAGCCCCAUUCCCUGACGUCCUGGUGGCGAAGGCAUACAGUGAAGAUGGCAAACAACUUGACCUUGUUUUGUACAAUGGCAAAGAGCCCGGAGUCUUUAAGCUGGGAUUCGAGAGACUGAUACCGGGGCAGGCGUACUCCCUCAGCACGGGAGAUUCUGUCACUGUGGAUGAUGAAGGAAAGGCAAGCGUGAAGGUCAGGGUGGAUGGCCGGACCCAGAUUUUGUUGAAGCCGGCUGCGUGA
Messenger RNA from Diaporthe amygdali, 2100 nucleotides. RefSeq lists its product as uncharacterized. The transcript is spliced from 7 exons. Lineage: Eukaryota; Fungi; Ascomycota; Sordariomycetes; Diaporthales; Diaporthaceae. Bases 1 to 2100 code for a protein of 699 amino acids. The record is from RefSeq and is a predicted model, not a curated record.